AUGGCUACAAUUAUCACGUUUCACGAUAAAAUUUGUCGUUCUCCAAAAACUGAACUUCAUGUCCACAUCGAAGGGGCACUUACACCUGAGCUGAUGUUUCAUUUAGCCAAACGUAAUAACGUUAAACUCCCUUAUAAUUCCGCUGAUGAAUUACGUACCGCUUAUUCAUUUACUAAUUUACAAUCGUUUCUUGAUAUUUGUGCCGUUGGUGUUAGUGUAUUAAUCACAUGUCAAGAUUUUUAUGACGUAACAAUGGAUUACAUACAACAUGCAGUCAGUGAUAACAUUGUUCAUUCAGAAGUAUUUUUCGACCCACAACUGCAUACCCAUCGUGCUGAAGAAAAAUAUAAUUUUUCAAGUAAACUAAUCAUGUGUUUUUUACGUCAUUUGGAUGAACAAGAUGCAUUAGACACGUUCAUUCGUGCCCUACCAUUAUUUGACCAAUAUAAACAUCGAUUAAUUGGUAUUGGUUUGGAUCCAACCGAACAAAAUCAUCCACCCGAAGAAUUUCAACGUUUAUUUGUAAGAGCACGUGAACACCACUUACGAGUUGUUGCACAUGCUGGAGAAGAAGGACCACCGUUGUAUAUUAAACAAGCACUCGACAUACUCAAAGUGGAGCGUAUUGAUCAUGGAGUACGGAGUGUAGAAGAUGAAUUGCUCGUGAAGCUCUUUGAUGAUAUGAAAAAACAUUCAUUAAAACAAUUACUCGAUUCAAGUGUAAUGGUAACAAUUAAUUCCGAUGAUCCGACUUACUUUGGUGGUUAUCUGAAUGCAAAUUACCUUGCCGUUACGGAUGCAUUUCAUCUGGAUCAGAAGAAUAUUUACAAAAUUAUACGUAACGAUAUAAUUCAAACCAGUAUGGGAGGAUUUGUUGUUUAUCCUUUCUUAUGGCAAGAACAUCCUUGGGCCAAUAGUUCGAAAUCACCAUUAACGUGUUAUAUUUGUGAUUCAAAUAUUGACGGAGCAGAGUGUCUUCAUUUAAAAUUAAAAGGAGGAGUAUCUAGUUUUAAACAGGAAUGUAAAUCAAGUGAAUAUUUCUGUAGUAAAGUUGAACAAACAAUCGAUAAUGUGCUUAGUGUAACUCGUUCAUGCCGUCUAACUGAUAAUAAAAGUUCUAUCGGAUGUUCCUCAGCAACACGAAAUAAAGCGGCAAGUAUUUAA
Didymodactylos carnosus is the source of this 1164-nucleotide messenger RNA. The record is from the annotation of a GenBank genome assembly. Lineage: Eukaryota; Metazoa; Rotifera; Eurotatoria; Philodinida; Philodinidae.